GCUCUAAUAACCCCCAAACCAACAGCAGAGUCACAAUCAAAAUCUGGCUGAAUUCAUUUAACGGGGCGAUCUACCAAUUUAGCAUCCUUUAUCUUGUUGUUAUCUUUUUUUUUUAUUCGAAAGAGAAAGAGAGGAAAGGAAAAUCUCAAAACAUAGCAGUUCACAAGAGACGCGCAUACACCAUGGCAGCUUGCAUCGUGUGUCCCAAAAGGCCUCUUCUGGCUCUGCCAUUCCUUCUUCCUUCAUGCGAACCAGUCGCUCUCGAAUUGAGACGCAAUCAAUCCACGUACAGGCGCACGAAACAACGUCUACGCGUCAAGCCGGAUGCUUCAUUCGGUGCCUCCAAUCAAUCACGCGAUCAAAUCAUCUACAACCCUCCACCGACCGCCCCGUCCGUCUACCAAACACCAACCAAGUUUCUCCCUCCUGAUGAUGCGCGGAGAGCACUACGUACCGAUGCCUCUUCGGGCCCCGAAAAUGUCGACAGCUUUGCCUCCAUAUAUAAAACAUCACCCGAAAAGACGUAUCACCUGAGCCAGUCGGAUAUAGAAGAGAUCCGCAAACUCCGAUUAAACGAUCCGAUGAGUUGGAGCCGAUGGAAAUUGGCCAAGCGCUUUGGUUGUUCCCCGAUGUUCAUCGCCAUGGUUUGCGAGGCAGCCCCAGAAAAGAAGGAGAUGCAGAAACAGAUCCUUGAAGCAAUUCAAUCGAGAUGGGGCGCGAAACGUCGGAUGGCUAGGGAAGACCGACAGCUGCGGAGAGAAACUUGGGGAAGGGAUGACUGAGUCCAGCACGCAGGUUAUAUCUGUUUUCUCUAUUUUACCUUGUGCUCUCGUCGUGUAUGUUUGGCAAAGGUCCUGUGGUUGUAUAGAAUCAUGUACACUAGCGGCACUAGUUUCAACCGCAUCAUGUAAUUGUUUUCAAACCCUUUA
Aspergillus campestris IBT 28561 is the source of this 929-nucleotide messenger RNA. RefSeq names its product mitochondrial 54S ribosomal protein mL58. The transcript is spliced from 2 exons. Gene Ontology annotation, cellular component: mitochondrial large ribosomal subunit. The record is from RefSeq and is a predicted model, not a curated record. Gene Ontology annotation, molecular function: structural constituent of ribosome. The annotation marks the transcript as partial. Lineage: Eukaryota; Fungi; Ascomycota; Eurotiomycetes; Eurotiales; Aspergillaceae.